Molecule: messenger RNA, 6286 nt
Organism: Ceratosolen solmsi marchali
Lineage: Eukaryota; Metazoa; Arthropoda; Insecta; Hymenoptera; Agaonidae
Product: HP1 and insulator partner protein 1
Exons: 14
Coding region: 1285-6075 (1596 amino acids)
Source: RefSeq, a predicted model, not a curated record
AUUUUCUCCCCAUCAACUAUGUCGUACGUCUUGUAAACCGAAGAAUAUGUCAUUUCUCACUCUUCGCUCGUGCGAAUAAGAAAAAUAUAAAGGGCAUAAAAAUUCUCGCUACAUGCCCACCACUAGUCACUUGCUCUCGUCGGCUUUGCAAAUCGGCAGUUAAGGUUAGUACUUCUGUCACGUGUGUAUCUUCUGCACACCCGACCAAUGGGGCGCUUCGGUUAGCUUUCGCUACCAUGAAAAUCCGGCAUUCGUAGGCUCGCGAGAGACCCCGUGCAUUAGUAUGCGUGUCCGUGCAUUAGCCAAGUGCACUACCGUGCAAGUUUUUUUCCCUCUUCCUCGUCCGCUUGAUUCGCGAGAUCCCCGAAACGAGGAAGAAACGGAGUAAAUAAAUAUCGAGGAGCGCGGGUUCUUGGUUGAUCUCCUGGAUGAGCGACCGCGCGAAUAAAGAGGAAGAAUGAAGCAGCGCUUUAGUUAAACGAAACAUAACUCCUUGACGCGCAUAAAUAUUAUAUAUGUGUCUACUGGGGGAGCGCGCGUGUAUUGGUGCGCCUCUACGUGCAUUAAUAAUUAAUAUGUGUGAGCGCGUAGCGACACACAUGCAAUACGCACACACACGGGAAAAGGGAGAGACGUGUUAACACGCGGCGUUUUCUCCCCGCGCCGCCAAGAGCGAUACUACUUAGCCCUGCGGAUGUGUCGGAUAAUCGGGGAUUUUCCAGGUUAAGUUUCGGAUCAGCGGCGCGACAUUCUAGGCGCUCGAUUACCGCGUGAUUAAAACGCCUCCCGAGUGCUCGGCGUUCGCGCGGCUUCGGCUGCCCACAGCAAGGCGAAGGAUCGUCUUCGCGCUCGGCACAAUUUUUCACAUUCCGGAUAAACAAAAUGCAUGUACACCGUCGUAGUACCGAUUGAUCAGCGCUCGCCGUGACCAGUUAAGUGUCGCCGCUCAUCAUUAUCAUCUGCACUUAAAAUUCUCUCGGCGUCGCUGAUCGCUUCAUGUCGCAGCAGUGCGUACGGGGCACAACGGCGCGGCCUAUUCUGUCGUCUUUUUUGUAACGCCGCGUUGUGCUCUCGAUUUGUCACCUCGCGAAGGUUAUCCUUCGUAUUCAUCGACUUUUAUAGUUUGCCGAUUUAUCCGCGGGGUAAGGACGCGUUUUCAGUGGCGAAGUUGUGCAUCGAAAGAUGUGAUCUAUUCGAAGGAAGCUGUGCUUGUGCGCCUUUUCGGAAAGUCGUCAUCGAGGAUAGGAGAAAAGCAACGCGAGACUCGUCGGAUAAACUGUAAUCAUGGAACAGCAUGAAGAGGUUUAUGAACAAGUCAUUGAGGUCAAUAAUACAAAUGAAGGAAGUAAAUUUAUAUCUCAGAAUUUGGUUCAAGAUAUUGUUGUCCAAAAUGAUAACAACCAACAGUCUAAUGUCAAUUGUGAAACGCCUGGCUUAGAAAUAAUGUUACCAAAUGAUUGCAUUAAUGUACAAGAUCAAUGUAAUAGCAAUGUUGUGAUAUCAUGUAAUGAAGAUGGAAUUGGAAAUGAAAAACAAACAGAAAAUGUAAUAUUUAAGGAAGAAUCUAAUAAAGAUGAAAGUAUUUCACAAAUUAAUAAUGUAGAAGACGUUUCUAGUUACAACGAUAGUCAUAAAGAGGAUAAAAUAGAAUUUAUUGUACAUGAUCAAACGCCAUAUCAAGAAAACUUUGAAGCAAACAAUUCAGUUGAUUUGGUGACAAAUAAAGAAAAUAUUUCCGAAAUAAUUACAAACAUAAGUGAAUCAGUUCCUGUUAUGAUUGAGAAUGAUCCUGUUCCUGCUUCAAUUCAUCAUGAAUCCAUCAAUAAUCACGAUGAUUCUCUAGCUAAUAGCGAAAAGGCAGAAAGCGCAAAUGAAAUUAUAGAUAAGAAUGUACAAGAAUCUGACCAAGAAUUACAAAAUGUCUCUACUAAUGAUACGGGAGCAGAAUCCUUUGUUAGUACUAUUGAGUCAGAAAAGAUUGAAUCUACCGAUGUAGAAUCUACUUCCGUUGUUAAUGAAGUCACCAAUGAUAAUGCAGUUAUCCCUACUAAGGAAGAUCUUGAAACUGAGCUAGCAAAUCAUUGUCAAAAGGAAGAAGAGAAAGAAGGUAGUAGUGCAUGUAUCAGUAAUAUAAAUAUUAAUUUACCAAACGAAGAAAGAGAUUCUGAAAUUUUACAUGUAUCACUGGAAAAAGUUAAGGAUUCAGAAGUGGUAACCGAAACCAUAAACGAUACCAAAAUCGUUGCAAAUUCGGACGAUGUCGCAAUUCUAACAGAAUUUAAUUCUGUCGAACAUAAUGCACCGAUAGAAAUUCCAGAUGAGGAAGAACGGCAAAAUUGCACGAAAUCCAUUGCAAUUGACGAUAAAUGCGAAGCUAAAGAAGAAGUCAAAGUCGAGACGAAAGAAGAAAACCAAUUGACCAAAGGAAAGGGAGAUGAAACCGGCAUGGAAUUGAAAGUUAACGAACAAGUCAAAGAAGUCAAGUGUAGCGAAGCAUCGGAGUGUCAGCUUGUAAAUGAGAAUGUAGAAGAGGAGGAAGAGGACGAAGAGGAGCUGGACUUGCACCUAUCGACACAGUCAACGGAAAAUCACAGUAAGGUUAUACAAGAUAUCUUUGAUGAUUGGCAAGAUGAGAAUGGCGAAGAUGAUAAUAACCAAUCAUCCACUAUAUUCAAAGACAACCACGAUUCCGUGGAGAUGGAGCUGCAAAGUCUGUUGGAUGAUGGAGCGCAACAGGAACAGACCAUCUGCAGCAGUAAUUCCACAGAGCAUUCGAUCAAUAGUAACGAGAAUUGUAAGAAUGCAGAGCAGAGUAGUGACGCUGUAGUUGGUAAAGCGAAAGCUUUAAGAUCUGAGAAGGCAUCGCCGCUUAGUAAAAACUCGGACUCGAAAGCACUGAGCAAUAAGUCACAAAAAUCAGUAACAAAUUACAUUCCACUCAAGGACCACUUUCUAGGUCGAUCACCCAAGAACUCAAAUCAGGAUCAGUCGGAUUUGAAGCAGAAAGUUCAGUCUCCCAGACCUGGUGUAAAGGUCCCAGGUCUUCAUUUGACCAGUCAAAUUGCAUCGACGGCUGAAGUGAAUGAGGUCCUGAAGGAGCGAUUGCGCGAAAAGCAGAAGGACCUCGUGGUACCAAAAACAGCGGAUAUUGUAUUCGUGAAGAAAAUCACCCAGCGACUCUCCAGUCAAUUAUCGGCGGCUUCGGGGUGCAACGUUCCACCGCUUAUACCUUUGCAAUCCGUACUGGGGGACAACGAGAACGACAAGGAUAAGAGUAUCGAGGAAGCGUUGACAGAAUCAAGUAAAACAGUACCUGUGGUGGCGAUGGCAUCAACAGAUAACAAGGAGUUACUAGCCAUCCUCGAGGGCGACGUCGAUCCCGACUGGUCGAACUUGAAGCCACAAACGAUGACGGAAGACGGAAGCAAUAGAGUGACGAGUUCCGGAGAUUUUCAUAAUACGGGUUCAAAGCUAGACCCUAUCGUAGAGCGUGAAUUGGCUUUAAAACAAUUACUCGAAUUGCCGAACAUAUCUCCGAAGAAAAAUAAUUCGGGCAUGCCGAAGAAGACUAAGAAAGCGACGAAAUCUUCAUCGAAUAGAGACUCGAGCAAUCAGCUGGAGUUAAGACUUGCCAACAACUCGAAAACGGAAAUAAUAAAUCUAGACUCGACGGAAGAAGACUCACCCAAGAAGGAUAAUAAAGCGACGAAAGCGUUAAAGGAGAACAACAAUCAAAAUACACGAAGUAGUGCCGCAUCUGUUAUCGAGUUGAGCGUGGAGGAGUCUAGGUCCGGCAGGAAGCGAAAGCUUACGGAGAAGGCGCGGGAACAUGAACUCAACGUUAAGCGACAAAAGGUUUACAAGGGCAAACUCGUGCCGGACGGCAAAAGGUCCUCCCAGGAGUCGGAGGACAGCGGUAAGUCGAAGACCGAGAGCGGCAAUACCAGCAGCAGUGGUAGCAACAGCCCCGUGCCGAGGACCGAGGUCGAGUCGAGUGUGCCCGAAGUACCGAAACCCGGCCAAAGCAAGCCCGAGGCCAGGACGAGGCUUGGCUCGGAGACGAAGCAAGGGAGGUUCGAGUCGAGACAGCAGUCAGCAGCCGCGAGGGCGGCCGUCGUCAAGAGCAAGAUGGCCCACGUUAAGCGAUCAAAAAUUGGCCUUCUCAAGAAGGACACGCCCAUAUCCAAGAGGAAGCUCGCCGUCAAGAAUUUCCUUAGACAGAAGUCGAGCGGCAAGAAGCCACUAGCUGCUGCAAAAACGAAGCUACAGCUGGCAGCGGCAACGAAAAGUGCAUCGCAGAAUAAAACUGUGGUGGAAAAAUUAGUUACUGCAGCGCCGGUAACCAAAACGAAGAAGAUAGUGACCGAGAUCGAUAGGUUGCUGCAGGACGAAGGUGUCGUUAAUUUGCUAUACGACGUAGAGCAGCCGGAUUCAAGGAAGAGGCUGAUACCAAUUACAAAAUCACAAAAGAAGGUGAUGGACGUGGAAAAGGCUGAGAGGGAAUUGAUGCUCAGAACGAAAUUGGUGAGGAAUGCGGUUCUGAGGCUGAGGAAUUCCAGCGCGACAAAUCUAAAGAUCUCGCCUCGAUCGAGAAGAAAUGUUGCCGCUGCACCGUCGCCCACCGAUCCUCCGCCACCAGCUGCCGAAAAGAAAUCGAGCGAACCAAUCAGGUUGCAAAAAUCGUCGGCGACACCGGCUGUGAAUGCAGAUUUCAUAAUCCCCGCAAAGAUACGAAAUGCGGCGGACGCAUCGCGAAUAAUUCGCCGACACUCCUCGAGCUCGUUCUCGAGUGCCUCGGCGAGUCCUAGAGUUAGUAUAGAUUUGCCGUCGGAGCAGGCAAAGACGGAAGAAGCAGAAAUCCAAAUUAAGACGAAGAGGAAAACUCCGCAAGAACUGAAUGACAAACUGGACGCGAAGAAGACUAAAAAAAAAGUAAACACCGAAAAGCCUGCAGUGAAGAAAGAGCCAGUUAAAAAGGUGACGACAAGGUCGAACGUCGUUGCACUCGUAACGACACCGCCAGCGGUGAUCGCCAAGGCAGUUCAAAAAAAUAAGAAAGUGCCAAAAAUUAAAGCAUCGUCGGAUACGUCGCUGAACGAAGCCAAAACACCACCCAAGAGUCAGGAUGAGCUGUCGGCGUGUCUGGCUGAGGCUGCGUCGGCUCUUUUGUCCAGCAUCAAUAACACAUCGCGGUCAACUAACACAUCGACUAAUCGCAAAAAAGGAAGUACAAAUAAUGCAAAAUCACAGGCAGCUGACGACGAGAAAGUAGAUAUCAAAAAAUUAUUUAGUAAUAAGGAAAUAAAUGUAAGGCAGCAAGGGAAUCUUGUACAAUUAAUAUUGACGCCAUCAACACCAGUAUCGGGAAUAAGAAAUGCCAUAACAAUUCAAGUUAUGAAUGAAAUCCGAGAAGCACUGUCAAUUUUAAAAACAGAUGACGAUUGUAGAGUUGUUUUGUUUACCUCGACAGGUACGAGCUUCUGUGAAGGUUUAGAACUUUCUUUUCUCCUACAUUCAAACAAAGAAGAGCGGAAAAUCCGAGCUGAAGAAAUGUCUAAUACUGUCAAGGAGUUCAUCAAAGCUUUAGCGACAUUUAAUAAGCCGAUCGUGGCUGGGGUACAAGGGGCAGCCGUUGGACUUGGCGUGACAAUGCUGCCUUUAUUUGAUCUUGUGAUAGCUAGUGAUAAGGCAACAUUUGCCACUCCCUAUGGAAAACUUGGUCAAAUAUCCGAGGGAGCUGCAGUUUUAACGUUAUCGCAUUGUCUUGGUAAUGCAGUUACGAACGAGUUAUUAUUAGGCGGCAGAACAUUAACUGCUAGUGAAGCAUUGAGAGCGGGACUUGUUACAAGAGUCUUGUGGCCAGAUAGGUUUCAGGUUGAACUUUUACCUUCUGUGAAGACUAUGAGCGAACAAUCUUCACAGUCAAUGGUAGCGACGAAAGCUUUACUUCGUCAUGGCCUUCGUGAAAAGCUGGAUGUCGCGCUAGAAUCGGAAAGUCUUUUGCUUAUUCAGCAUUGGUGUACACUGGAAUGUCAAGAAGCCAUUAAAGCCUAUAUCGAUGAGAAGGGUCAGUGAACGUAAAAUAUGGGUGAUAAAAUAAGUUGUCAUGAACGCAAAACUAAAUUUUCAUUCUCAAUGCGAACGAAAUGUAAAAGUUAUUUGACAGUGUUGUACAGAAUGAUUCAGUGGGUAACAGUGUGCGUUACCAAAUACAAGUAUAGUUGUGUAAAGCAAGAUGAUGUUUAAAAAAAAAAAAAAAAAAAAAAAAAAAAAAAAAAAACUGAUU